Messenger RNA from Haemonchus placei, 2496 nucleotides. NCBI's taxonomy places the organism in Eukaryota, Metazoa, Nematoda, Chromadorea, Rhabditida, Trichostrongylidae. The record is from the annotation of a GenBank genome assembly.
AUGACUGUAUUGUCGUGGUUGGUGUUGGUCGCGGCCCUAGGGCCAUUACAUGCCGACGACCCUGUACCAUUGCAUAUCGGUGGCACAUUCCCCAUGGAAGCUGGUUCUGGGGGAUGGGCCGGUGGCCAGGCAUGCUUACCGGCUGUACAGAUGGCUCUAGAGGAUGUGAACAAUCGAGAGGACGUACUGCCUGGUUACGUCCUUCACAUGAACACCAGCAAUUCCAAGUGCCAAGCCGGAUUGGCCACCCAGCAACUUUUCGAUUUACUUUAUACACCUCCAACUAAACUGAUGUUACUAGCCGGAUGUUCGCCAGUUACAACUGUGAUAGCCGAGUCGGCACCUGUAUGGAAGCUUGUCGUGGUUUCAUAUGGUGCCAGCUCUCCAGCAUUAUCAAAUAGGGACCGAUUUCCAACACUUUUUCGAACGCAUCCUUCAGCAAAUAUGCAAAAUCCAACUCGAAUGCGAUUGUUCGAAAAGUUUCACUGGAAAAAGAUUACGAUACUUCAGUCGGUGGAAGAAGUUUUCACAUCGACAGCCAAAGAUCUCGAGGAACUAGGACGUCGUAAGGGUAUUCGUGUCGAACGGCAAAGUUUUUAUGGUGACCCAACAGAUGCCAUGAAGACGCUUCGACGCCAAGACGCCCGAGUUAUCGUAGGGCUGUUCUAUGUGACGGAAGCAAGGAAAGUUCUGUGUCAGGCCUACCAUCAUAAAUUAUAUGGGCGAAAGUACACAUGGUUUUUCAUCGGAUGGUAUGCCGACACCUGGUACAUCCCACCACCUGAAGAACAUCUAAAUUGCACAGCUGAACAGAUGGUUGAGGCGGCUCAAUAUCAUUUCACGACGGAAAGUGUGAUGUUAUCCAGAGAUGAGAAUGCUACAAUAUCUGGCAUGACAGGGAGGGAGUUCCAGGCUCGUCUGACGGCUAUGCUCUCACCGGAUUCCGAUCCAGCGAAUACUGGUGGUUUUCCGGAGGCUCCACUUGCCUAUGAUGCUGUUUGGGCGCUGGCACUAGCAUUCAACUGCACACGAAAUCGUCUACCAGAAGGUGUACGGUUGGAACAGUUUAGUUAUGAUAACCAGUUAAUUGCCGAUAUUCUCUUUGAAUGCGUCAAGAAUACCCUAUUCAAAGGAGUUUCGGGUCGUGUGAUGUUUUCGGAUUCUGGUGAUCGAAUAGCUCGUACUCAAAUCGAACAAAUGCAGAAUGGUAAAUAUGUUGUUAUGGGCUUUUAUGAUACGACAACACAAGAACUGGAGUGGUAUAACAAAGAACAAUGGUAUUCAAGUAAGGGACCACCGCCAGAUUCGACAAUCAUCCGUGAAUCGAUUCUCACAGUAGCCAGUGCUCUUUACUACACUGUUGCCGUUUUUGCGUUUAUCGGAUUGGCAUUGGCAUUAGGGGCCUUUAUUUUCAACAAUAAAUAUUCAUUUCGUGGGAUUAUUGUACAGUCUCAACCUCAAUGUAAUAACAUAAUGAUCAGCGGUUGUUCGUUAUGCAUCGCUUCAUUAUUUCUUAUGGGCUUACCCUCUGAGGGAAUAUCAUUGCCUCAAUCGGCAUUCUCCAUACUCUGCCAUUCUCGAAUAUCCAUCUUGAUGAUUGGCUUCACUUUUGCAUACGGGUCGAUGUUUGCUAAAGUAUGGAUAGUGCAUCGAAUGAGUGCCAGUGAAAAUCAACAGCUCGCUAGCCGUCAAAAGGACGAGGAGGAUGGAUCGCCAUGGGAAAGUAUACGAAUGCUGAUCGCAUCCGUUGUCGGACGUCAGGCGUAUGUGGCAGCAGCACUACGCAAAGUGUCCAGUAAUGCAUAUGGUACACUUGCCGUCUCGAGACGGACCAACACUCUCAAUCAGCCCAUUCCUUCCGGAAGGUUCUAUACGGUGAUCGCUGCAUUUUUCGUCAUAGACAUAGUUAUUAUUGUGUGUUGGAUCGUAUUUGAUCCAUUACAACGAAUUGAACAACGAUUUCCGUUACUGGAACCUCCUGCAGGUAGCGAUGAUGACGUUAUGUUACUGCCNAUUCUGGAGUUGUGCCAAAGUUCACAGCAAGAAGUGUGGAUAGGUCUAGUGCUCGGGUAUAAGUGUUUAUUGCUAGUGUUUGGUUUGUUUCUCGCCUAUGAGUCUCGAAACCUCAAACUUCGUUAUGUGAACGAUUCACGCCUUGUUGGUCUAGCCAUUUACAAUGUGGCUAUACUUUCCUUAGUGACAGGACCUGUCACAACGCUCUUAAUCCGAAGUCAAGCCAACUCUAACUUUGCGUUUGUAGCCGUAACUGUUCUUCUAUGCACUUAUAUCUCGUUGGGUCUGGUGUUCGUUCCAAAGAUGCGAUUUAUUUGUCGAGUACCACCUUCUGCUGAUGAGGUUCAUCCCAAUGGUAAUAGUGUUGGACGAGGUCUAUCGAAGUCCGAUCAGAAACGGUACGAACAUCUUCGACACGAGAACGAAGUGCUCCAGAAACAGAUAGAAGAGGUUAGUCUUCUUCUGGACAGGUUAAGCUCAUGA